CGACAUGCUACAAAGCAGUCUCAAAGUGUUUCUGGCCAGCCCUUCUGCUGCUGUAUGCACAUUGCAGUGGUGCAACAACCGCCAGCUGCGGGCUGUGUACACAUUCAGCCGCUGGGUGUCUUCACUCUGUGGCUCCACUGUAGACAAGAGAGGGUAGCGUAGGCUGGUCUGUCCGUCUUUUCCGGAAGAGAGGGUAUGAAACAUGGGACACAUCCCAGUUCAGCAGCUGAUCCUGCAACACAUCCAGCACAGAAGCCUGUGUGGAUGACUCUCUGUUAGUCUGUGUUAAUAGUCGGCUGUGAAUAGAGUGAAUCAAACAGGCACCGUGCGUCCAAACGGGACAUCCCCCAAGAUCCCUUUGACUGGAACGCUUAAACGCUCAAACACGCCCGAGCACUCAUUUGGCUCUGGUGAGACCCUGAACAUUGUGAGCACAGGCUGGCCCAGGUCACGUUGAUGCUGGUGGGCACACACUAGUACUGUCCUCGCCACCUGCUCUUGCUCUGCUCCCACCUCCCCACCCGCCAUGGCUGCAAGCAGUGACCCUGUCUGUGAGAGGCUGGAACCCGACUCUGACAAACAGACCAGCAGUCUCACAGACAUCAUGGCUGCCAUGACGACAAAAGACUCUGCUUCCAACGGCGUGAGGAAUGGCGGCGCUCAGAAGGACGGGGCUCAGGCCAAGAGAACUCAUCCGUUGCGGCCUCAUCUGACUGGGAGGAAGUUGUCGCUGCAGGAGAGAGGCACUUACCUGUCGUCUGGCUCUGGAGGAGGCUACACACACACCUCCCCUCGUGUGGCUCGCAGGCCCACCGUAGAGUCUAAACGUGUGUCCAUAUCAGACUCUCAGGACUGUAUCCAGUUGAACCAGUAUAAACUAAAGAGUGAGAUUGGAAAGGGCUCCUAUGGUGUGGUCAAACUUGCCUACAAUGAGGAUGAUGACAAACACUAUGCCAUGAAGGUGGUGUCCAAGAAGAAGUUAAUGAAGCAGUGUGGUUUUCCACGUCGCCCACCCCCAAGAGGACCCAAGGCAGCACAAGGAGAGCAGCCCAAAAUCUUAGGUCCCCUGGAGAGAGUUUACCAAGAGAUUGCCAUCCUUAAAAAACUGGACCAUGUCAACAUCGUCAAGCUGGUGGAGGUGCUGGAUGAUCCAGCGGAGGACAACCUUCACAUGGUGUUUGAGCUGAUGCCUAAGGGUCCUGUGAUGGAAGUGCCCACAGACAGUCCUUUUUCAGAAGAGCAGGCGAGGUUACACUUCAGAGACGUUAUCCUGGGUAUAGAGUACCUGCACUACCAGAAGAUUGUCCAUCGGGACAUCAAGCCUUCUAACUUGUUACUGGGGGAUGAUGGCCGUGUGAAGAUAGCAGACUUUGGGGUCAGCAACCAGUUUGAGGGCAACGAUGCUUUGCUGUCCAGCACUGCUGGCACUCCUGCAUUUAUGGCACCAGAGACCCUUUCAGACACCCGAAAGAGUUUCAGUGGAAAAGCGCUGGACGUGUGGGCCAUGGGAGUUACUCUCUACUGUUUCGUCUUUGGGAAGUGCCCGUUUAUUGAUGAGUACAUAUUGGCUUUGCACAAUAAGAUAAGGACUAAGCCUGUGGAUUUCCCAGAAAUACCAAAGAUCAGUGAAGAGCUGCAGGCUCUGAUCUUGCGGAUGCUGGACAAGAACCCAGACACCAGGAUCACCAUCCCUGAGAUCAAGAUGGACCAGUGGGUGACCCAGGGAGGCACUGACCCCUUGCCUCUAGAGGAGGAGCACUGCUCUGUGGUGGAGGUGACAGAGGAGGACAUCCAGAAUUCAGUCAAGUUUGUUCCCAGCCUCUCUGCAGUGAUCUUGGUAAGAGCCAUGCUGAGGAAGCGCUCCUUCAGUAACCCCUUUGAGUGUCCAAGCAGGAGAGAGGAGAGGUCCAUGUCUGCACCUGGCAGCCUGCUCAUGGACUCGUGGCCCUUCCGGCCCUCUUUAAAACUUCACCCCUCACUCAGAAAGAGCAGCACAGGAGAUGGACCCAGAGAAGGAGAGCUGGAGGACCUGCACGAAGACGAAGCCUCUUCUUGAGUGUUAAUAACACUCUCGUCAAUAGAACUUUGUCUUCAACUCGCCCCUUCAUCCUCACAUCUUCCUUAAAUCAGUGACACACUACAAAUGUAUCAUCAGAACACUGGAGAGACUCGAGCUUUUAAAUCUACUAUAUUGAUAAUAUUCAGACAUGUAUGCUCAGGCUUGCUUUCGUUUUAGCUUUCCCCCAUUUUCCUUCUCCAGUGUGAGACUAAGUUUUAUCCACAAUGUCGCUUGUCUUAACUGCUCAAACACUUACUGUUGUGACUGGCAUCAGUGAACCAGUGAGAGGAACUCUUCUAAAUUUCUGGAUCAUUAACAGUUUAAAUUAUUGUUGCAGGACAAGGACAAGAACAUGUUUGUCAUCUGGCAUUACACUAUAAUGUGAGGAUAUUUUUAUCAUUUACACAUUUGCAUGAAUUCAUAGGCCUCGUCACAGUCAUUGGUAUAGCCAGCCUGACAUAGAGGAAAACAAACCCUCUUCAAUGAUAAUCACAGCAUGUAAAUUAUACUAUAUUGUUGCUUCAUUGAACCAUAGGGCUUUUUAUUUAUAAUCAAUGGCCAGUCAUUUUGAUACUGUACAGAUGUCUUGAGGUAUCAUAUGUGUCAUCAUACGUGUUAGUGUCGCACAACACUACUUUUUGUAUUUGUGCCAUCAGUAGCUUUUACUUUGGAGCUGUGUGAGAAAGUUCUCUAACAGGAAGGAACAGAAGUCAGCUGUAUACGGGUGAUUACACAGAAAGGACAGAGGCUUUGAUAUGCUUGUUGAAAUGCUCAAAGUGACUUUUUCUGCUGUGUGAUGUGUAAUUAUUUUUGUGGUAUAAGUCAUUUCACGCUUCUCAUACUCUGUUAUAUGUUGCUUGUCUAAUGAUUUCUGUUCUGUUUGAUUUCAUGUCAAGUAACUGUGACAGGAAUUAGAGCAUUUCUAAUUGUAUGUUCUUUGAUGGUGAGUGUGAACAGACUGAAAUACUUUACAUAUUUUCCUUUCCAAAUUAGAAUGUAAUUUUAUGCAAUAUUCUUGGAUGCGGAGCUGAUUUAAAGGUAUGAAUAAUCUCAUCCAAGUUAAACAUCACUGAGUGCUCUUACGUGAGAAAUUGAAUCUGAUCCAGGCUAAGGGACAGUACACUGACACUUAUCAGUGACAAAGUUUUUCUCUUUCACUUUCUAAUGCAUGAUAAGAAAAAGUAAAACAGUAUGCACAUUGGUGGCUAUUGUGAAAGUUAUUAUUCCAUAAAUAUGCUAUACUAUAUAUAUAUAUAUAUAUAUAUAUAUAUAUAUAUAAUGUAUAGUGGUAUAUUAGAAAAUAUUAAUUAGAUUAAAGUUAAGGUUAAAUUGGAUUAUGCCACCAAAAAAUUAUUUUUGUUUUGCCUUUAAUGAGUUGUAAUAAGCCAAUACUAUAUUUUGAGAUUUUAGGGGCACAGUGUUGCUUUAUCUGUAUUCUAGUUGUCUGAAGAAAAAAAAAACAUUUUAAUGCUGGGUUGGGUCAAGUGUCAAAACUGAAAUUGAAUAUUCAACUCCCCUCCUCACCGCAGUAAUUUAUGUACAGUCCUUAACUAGGCGAUGUACCAACUAGCUAUGCAAGUUUGUAGAGCUGGGCAAGCUAGUUAGUUAGCAUGCUAACUCUGUGAGAUCACAAAUGUUUGGAUUGUAAAUUAAUGAAAAAUGUUUUUUUUUUGUGUGAUUUUAAUCUUUCUUUGCCAUGUAUUUGUUGGUUAUGUAAAAAACAAAAACUAGUCUGUGGGUUGUUUUGUCUCUGCUGACUCAGAUCAACAAGAACAUUUCUGCCUCCACAGAAGCUCUGCUUCAGAUAAAUGUUUAUAUAACUCCAUUUUGAUUCUAUCUCCCUCUUCUGCUGGCCUGGUGCGUCACCCUGUGAAAGAAAGUAUGUUUGGCUGAGUGCACUGAUCACUUGAACCAUGGUGAAAAGGAGCAUUUCACUGUCAUGAUUAGACCCUGGCUGACAACAACAACACUUCCCCAGCAUGGCUGCUUAGAAACAGGGAGUGUGGCGCUUCGCAUUUCCUCUAUUAAUAUUGCCCCCAGUCCUCCAGGGCAGGAUGCUAACUGAAGCAAAGAGAAUGGAGAUGGACUGGUUGAAUCUGAAUGGGAAAGCAUUACGCAUACGGUUACUGAGCCUCUGUGUGUAGGGAUUUAUGUUCAUAGAGGCUGGGUCUGUAUGCAUACAAGUCAUGAAUGCUAUUUAGACAUUCAGUUGUCAACUUUAUUUUCAUGUGGGUGCAGGAGAAUGUAAAGCUUUACAUAGUUUUAGUUUAUUGUUGUCAGUUGUCUUGUAAAAGGGUGGUACGAUACAUGUUAAAUUAGGACAAAUAAAAACCUUUAUGUGUCUGAAAUGUUGUAUAUGCAGUUUAAUAUGAAAUUAAGGUUUGUGGUCAUUUGUUUAAUAUGUUUCUUUUGUUUCUGUCACUCUACUGAGGAUGAUUGGAGUGAAAGUACUGAGGUCUGUUUGCAGGGUAACCUUCAAUGAAGGACUGUUUGAACCAAAAGUCUGAAAUUGUGUGUUUGUAUUUUAUUUGCUUAAAAACAUGACAUUCUUAUGUACUUAGUAUGUUCUAUUUUAUCUACAUGUUUCCAGCUUUACAAUUGAGUGUUUGUACAGACAUUUGUCAGUGUCAGUGGUGCAAUAUUGUUGUCUUCUAUCUUUGGUGCAUUAUUGGCUCAUUCCCCUGCUGCCAUGGCAGGCCACUCCUUUCAUCUGUAUUCUAGUUGUCUUUGUUGAAAAAAACUAAAAUAAUGCUUGAAUAUUUGCACUAUUCCACUUACAGUUUCAUAAUAAAGUAAUUGUGACUACAUAUAA
Molecule: messenger RNA, 4871 nt
Organism: Micropterus salmoides (largemouth bass)
Lineage: Eukaryota; Metazoa; Chordata; Actinopteri; Centrarchiformes; Centrarchidae
Gene: camkk1a
Product: calcium/calmodulin-dependent protein kinase kinase 1, alpha a
Exons: 17
Coding region: 527-2056 (509 amino acids)
Biological process (GO): CAMKK-AMPK signaling cascade; protein phosphorylation; activation of protein kinase activity
Molecular function (GO): ATP binding; protein kinase activity
Source: RefSeq, a predicted model, not a curated record